ACUAUCAGUUCCGCCAUUGAUGGAGUGUCUGGAGAAAACUACAGUUUGUCACGUUUUGUUCUUAAGAAAUACUCGACGUCUGUAUUUCCACAAUUGAAUUUGUUGUCGUGUUAAUACAGACUGUUGUUUACAUCUACAUUAUUGGACUGCAUAUACUGCACGCAGAGCUUGUCAAUUCUCCUCUUUCGUUAGCAGAUCAACGUAACUACCUCUAUCGUGACAGUGCCAGUCACGCAAACCUAGCGAGCGUGCCGUGCACGGGUGCGUGUAUCCAAUAUUCGCCUGGUUCCCAACCCAACAGCUCAGCACUGCCAACAGCGCGUGGUUGAAGAUUUGGAUAAAGACUCAUGGUCUGCGCAUUUUGAGUUUGAAUAAUCAUAAGAACCACGACUCUACUGCCUCGAACACGUCCACCAGCAAGACUAGUCCUGGUACAACUGUAUCGGUGAACGGGGGCACGGGAAACGUGAUUCAGUACGGAGUACCCGACGGUGGCACGAGCAGCAGUGAGGCGAGAAUGCAAGGGACGAUUAAUCCGAAAGGCGAUAAUAAAAUAGAACAACUAUCCGAUUUAUUGGAAGAAAAUAUCAACCAGCAUCCUGUGGGGAAGGGCAGUAGUGGUGCCGGGAUUGUGGGUGGCACUGCAUUCGGUAGCUGGAGAGGGAGAGAGAGAGAAUACGAAUCUGGGAACAGAAGGAGGGGAGACAACCGAGCGAGCUCUUUCGGUUUUAACCGCAGUUUAUUGAGUUUUAGCUGCAACUCUACGGUGGACGAAACUGGAUGCCGUAGAGUUGGUUACACGGACACGCCUUGGAAAACCAGGAACUACGCUGCAGGGAUUUUGGGGCUCCAUGAGGAGAUCCAGGACUUCUAUGCCUACAUGUCUCCGCGGCCGGAGGAGGAGAAGAUGAGGAGGGAGGUGGUGGAGAGGAUAGAGAGGGUCAUUAAGGACCUUUGGCCCACUGCUGACGUUCAAGUAUUUGGAAGUUUCAGCACGGGUCUCUAUCUACCCACCAGUGACAUUGACCUGGUGGUGUUUGUGAAGUUCAGGGAAGGAGACACCCUCCCUCUGUGGAGGUUAGAAGAGGCGCUGAGGAAACACAAAGUGGUGGAGGAGAAUUCUGUCAAAGUUCUGGACAAGGCCACGGUGCCAAUCAUCAAACUGACAGACUCUCUCACGGAGGUCAAAGUUGACAUCAGUUUCAACAUGAAGAAUGCCGUCAAAGCUGCUGCCCUCAUCAAAGAUUAUAAAAAGAAAUAUCCUGUGCUUCCAUACCUGGUGCUAGUCCUGAAGCAGUUCUUAUUACAAAGAGACAUGAAUGAAGUGUUUACAGGAGGCAUCAGUUCCUACUGCCUCUUCCUCGUCGCUGUCAGCUUCUUACAGCUCCAUAGCAGGGAGAACGCCUGCAGUCCCAACGCCAACACUGGUGUCCUACUCAUAGAGUUCUUUGAGCUGUACGGCCGCCAUUUUAACUACCUGAAGACGGGGAUCCGGAUCAAGGACGGGGGCUGCUACCUCUCCAAAGACGAGAUCCAGAAGAGCAUGCUGGAUGGAUACAGACCUUCCCUGCUGUACAUCGAAGACCCACUGCAGCCAGGUAAUGAUGUGGGCCGUAGCUCAUACGGGGCCAUGCAGGUGAAGCAGGUGUUUGACUAUGCCUUCAUGGUGCUGAGCCAUGCUGUGUCGCCCAUCGCUAAGUACCAUCUCAACAACCACGGCGAGAGUAUACUGGGCAGAAUCAUCCGGGUGACCCAGGAAGUUGCUGAAUACAGAGACUGGAUCACCAUGAAGUGGGCUGCCCUAUCACUGAACUCCCUGACCUUAAAAGGUAAUGUCACGUUGCUGGUGGAGCUUCAGGAGAUGGAGGAAUGCAUCAACAAUCUCUCUGAGGAAGGGGCAGAGUCCCACAGCUCCUCCUCUCCUCCCCCCUCUUCGUCAUUCUCCUCGCCACAGUCUUCAUCAGCUAGCUCCAGUGAUGCUGAUUCGGACGGAAUCCACUGUAAACCGGUGACUACGACGCGGGGUAGGCGAGGCUCAUCUGCACCCAGUGCUGGAUUGACCAAUCACAGGGAUACAAGUUUCUCUUCCAGCAGCCGCGUAAGCCAGUCGAACAAGAGCAAGGUGGACAGAGCGAGUUUGACGUCUUGUCAGAACAGCCAUGCUAACAAACAGCCAAGCACAGGAACAGGACAGUCAUCAGGCAGCAACAGCAGGAGCCACCGAGACAGAAAGCAGAGCUGUCCUGGCAGGAGGAGGAAACCCCAGCCAAAGCACCAAUGUAAACCUGCAGUGCAGGACCUCUGUAGAUAGGGGGCGCUAUGUCACGGAACUCAACUCCACUCUCUGCUGCUGAAACGAAAGGAUCGAGGCAAUCUUACCAGGGCUUUUGGUAGUGAUAUUUUUUAAGCCAAGUUGGAAGGAGAUUUCUCCUAUUUCUGUCAGUUGAAAGGGCAGAUUGACGCAAUCCACAUCUUGAGGGCGUAGUCUUUCUGUAAUAUGAAUAUGGAGGAAGGUUGUCAAGCCUGAACUUUAGCAUUGGUAGUACACCCUGGUGCAUUGGACUAGCAGUUAGUUGGGUCUCUCUUACUUCCUGGCAAUUCAACUUUACAGCAGAAAUUACAAGGAAAAAUGUAUGGUUAUUAUGGUGUUUGCACUGACAAAACGAGUCAUUGAACAUUUAAGCUUUUCAGCAA
Messenger RNA from Salmo salar (Atlantic salmon), 2694 nucleotides. Its product is annotated as terminal nucleotidyltransferase 4B. Gene Ontology annotation, molecular function: mRNA binding; poly(A) RNA polymerase activity. NCBI's taxonomy places the organism in Eukaryota, Metazoa, Chordata, Actinopteri, Salmoniformes, Salmonidae. The record is from RefSeq and is a predicted model, not a curated record. Gene Ontology annotation, biological process: polyadenylation-dependent ncRNA catabolic process; RNA 3'-end processing. Gene Ontology annotation, cellular component: TRAMP complex; nucleolus.